AUGCGUGGCUAUCGCCCUGUGCCUUGUCUUACUUGGCCAAGAUCAUGCUCGAUCUCCCUAUUGGCCUACUUCUUUCUGGCAUUCGUUGUUGAGACCUCAUUCGCAGUUCAAUUCAACACGAGCCUGAAUUUCAAGACGGUUGGCCAUUAUGUCGCUGCGGGGGCUGCUGUGGCCAACAGCGUUACCAUUCUACUCAUGCCAUUCCGAUCGAGCUCGGUUCCGGUCUUUGACAUCAGUACGGUCGGCCAAAUGCCACGCAGCGACUUUCGCAGUCCAGAGGAUAAUCUCCGACUGUGGCAAUUUCUCUCCGUUUCCUGGAUGGCGCCAUUGAUUUCAUUGGGCCGCAACAGACAAUUAAAUGAACCCGAUGUGUGGCUACUCGGAUUUGAGUUUCAGCACCGCCGCCUCCACGAGAAGUUUCGCCGUCUCAAAGGGUCUGUCCUCAUACGGACCCUGAGAGCUAAUGGUCUUGAUGUUCUCAUCAUCUCGAGUAUUGCAAUUGUGCGGAUGAUCUGCGAUUUUUCGACCCCCGUCCUUCUACAGCAGCUAUUGAAGUCGAUGCAGGACCCGACAAAGCCAAAAAGGGUGCCCUUGACAUAUGCGCUCUUGUCACUGGCCUUGCGACUGGUUGCUGCCCAAUCCCAGGUGCUGAACUUGUGGUAUGGUCGGCGUUGCUACGAACGAUCCAGAGGGGAGAUGAUCAUGAUGGUCUAUGAAAAGGCCCUUUCGCGGAAAAAUAUUCUUGGAGCACAUGAAAAAGCUCAGGAAUUGCUGGAAGAGGAGAAUGAUGCUUCUGGUGGUGAUCUAUCCGCUCAGCAAGAUGCUCCUCCGGCAAACUCUAGAUUUUGGAGUUGCUUCUGCACUGGAAAACGCAAAGCUCAGCCAGAAGAGGUAAAGGAGGCUACAUCACUAGGAAAAAUUUUCAAUCUUUUGCGAGGAGAUGUCUAUGACGUGGCCCAAAGAUACUGGGAAAUUGACAGCCUCAUCGACAAGCCCCUCGGAUUGAUCAUCGCCGUGAUUCUGGUUUGGAUACUCUUCGGUCCAUCUUGUUUCCUCGGCAUCCUGUCUGUCUUGAUUGCCCAAGCAGCAAAUGCAGUAGUUACAAGAAUUCUGCUUCGCUACGAGCGAAUCAAACGGACCGCUACAGAUGUCCGCUUGCAAAUCACCUCGCAAUUCGUGGAAUCUAUUCGUCAUCUUCGAUGGUAUGGAUGGCAAAACCAUUGGAUCCGACAAGUUAUGGAGGCUCGUCAACAUGAAUUGAACCUACGAAUCAUCACUCGUCUAUGGAGUAUAUUGAUCUUGUUCAUUAAUGCAUUCGCAAGUGGAGUUUUCCCUGUGCUGGCUCUGUACGCAUACGCGAUUCUAGCGGGACAUGAGUUGCGCAUCGACAUUAUUUUCCCUGCAUUGCAAUUGUUUUCGAUGCUCGAAAGCCGUCUACGCGAGAUCCCGAACUUGAUAACCACAUUGAUCAAUGCUUCAAUCGCCUUGGGUCGCAUUGAGGAUUUCAUGGCGGAACCAGACAAAACUUACGACCCAAUUGACCCUUUGACCGCCAACAUCCCGUUUCACUUGGAUUCCUGCAGCUUCGCAUGGCCGGGUAAAUCUUCGCCAGUCCUUACGGAUAUUAGUGUCACUAUCCCUAAGGGCCUCACUGUGGUCACCGGCAAAGUAGGAGCAGGAAAGACCGCCUUCCUCCAGUCGCUCUUAGGGGAGCUUGAUCAACUUAAAGGCUCUUCCCAUAUUCCGAAUGAAAUGGUGGGCUACUGCGCUCAGACGCCUUGGCUGCAGAGCAUGAGCAUUCGAGACAAUAUCCUAUUCUCUUCGGCCUAUGACGAGCAGCGGUACAAGAGGACAUUGGAAGCAUGUGCUCUUCUACCUGACCUGUCCCAAUUCAAACAUGGUGAUCUGACUUUCAUCGGCGAAAACGGUAUCGGUCUUUCUGGAGGUCAAAAGGCACGCGUAGCCCUUGCGCGUGCCGUUUACAGUGCUUCUAACGUUCUUCUAUUGGAUGAUCCUUUGUCUGCCCUGGAUCACAAUACAGCCGAGUCCGUCGUUUGGAAAUGCCUUCGCGGACCCUUGAUGCAUGAUCGUAUCGUCGUUCUCGUGACACACCGCACUGCGGCUGUCCUUGAUAUCGCUGACCAGGUCAUCGAGAUUGAUGGGGGACAUUCCACGGUAUACGACAAGGAUGCGAUUGUCGCAUUGGCUCAAAAGAAAGAUACAGGUGCUUCGCUGUUUUUGCGCCAAUAUGGAUCGGACGCUGAGGAUGAGUUCAGCUCGCAAGACGAGGCCAAUGCCGUGCCAGACAAGUUCAUCGAAGAGGAACACCGUGCCGAAUGGGGUGUCAAGGCCCGAGUGUAUUGGACUUAUAUCCGGGCCGGAAAGUAUCGAUGGUGGCUAGCCCUGGUGUUUGUUCUCGCUAUCUAUCGACUCGCGGCAGUUGGCCAAUCGUGGUUCCUCAAGGGGUGGGGCGAAGCCUAUAACCACUGGCAGGUAAUUUUCUCUUUCAACCAGCUGCCAGUCUGGAGCAAGCCGUCUCGAGAAAAUGCCUCCUCGGCAUUGUUAGGCGUGUACCGGAUUCCGCACAAUCCUAUGGACCAGCUUCCUCCUCCUGAUGACGAUGUCCGUCCCUGGCUUUGGGCCUUCCUUGCAAUUAUCACGUUCCAGAUAGCCGUACUUCUUGUUUCUCAGUGCUUGAUGCUCGUCAUUGUUUACUGUGCAGGCAAGACAUUGUUUCAGCAGGUAAUGGUCCGAGUGAGCCAUGCGACUUUCCGAUUCUUCGACGUCACGCCGGUGGGACGAUUAAUGAAUCGCCUAACAUCGGACAUCGGUGUUAUCGAUGGUAACAUCAGCGUACAAUUCCAAAUUAUCGCAUUUUAUGCCAUCACCUGGAUCUCCUCGAUUUUGGUUAUUGCCACGGCGACUCCAGUUUUCCUCGCGUUCUCAUUGAUAUUGACCGUGGCAUUCGUCCUGAUCUUCCUACACUUCCUCCCGACAUCUCAGAGCCUGAGACGACUUGAAAUGGUAUCACUCACUCCCCUCUUAUCUAAUUUUGGAGAAUUACUUCACGGUUUAACAACCGUGCGCGCGUUCCGUGCCGAAGACCGUUUCCAGAGCCGUGUUAUUUCGGUGGUCGACAAGUUCCAAGGAAUGGACCAUUUCUAUUGGUCACUCCAGGCAUGGCUCAUGUAUCGCUUCGAGAGCCUGUCCGCUUUCUCGACGUUCUGUUUGAGUGCAUUGGCUCUUUACACAAACACAACUCCGGGCCUUGUCGCUUUUGUGCUCAUUGCCGCCAAUUUGUUCGUGGAAGCCACACAUGGUCUGUGUAAGCAAUAUGGUCAGCUGCAGAUGGACUUCGUCUCCGUUGAACGUAUUGAUGAAUUGCUUCACGUCGAUGAAGAAGCUCCUGGUACCAUUGAUCCGCCAGCUGCAUGGCCGACAUACGGCAGCGACGUCAUUUUUGAGAAUGCCACCAUGCGCUAUGCUCCUCAUCUCGACCCUUCUCUAGUGGAUAUCUCUCUUAAUAUUCCCGGUGGAUCUACCACAGCAAUCAUCGGUCGCACCGGCAGUGGCAAGUCGACAUUAGCGGUAUCGUUGCUGAGCGCCAUUCGGCCAGAAUCCGGUCGCAUUUUGAUCGACAAUAUCAACAUUGCCGACGUGAGCAAACAAGCUCUACGCACUCGGAUCACCUUUGUCGCUCAAGACCCUGUCCUCUUUCCAGGAAGUAUCCGUCUCAAUCUCGACCCCACAGACGAGUUCUCCGAUCAGCAGUGCGCGGAAGUGCUCGAACGUCUCUGUGCCCGCCAUGGCUGGACUCUCGAAACUCAUAUUGAAGCAGGCGGGAAAAACCUUAGCCAAGGGCAGCGGCAGCUCAUUGCGCUCACGCGAGCUGUGCUCCGACGGAGUGCUGUCGUCAUCUUUGAUGAGGCAACGGCAUCGAUCGAUCAUGAAACCUCGCUGGAAAUCCAACAGAUUGUUCGAGAGGAGCUGGAGCUGUCGACAGUGAUCACGAUUGCACACAGAGUUGAAGCUGUCAAGGAUGCAGACUAUUUUGUUGAGCUAGACCAGGGCCGUGUACUACGGGAGGGACGGGUUCGAGACUUGUAA
Penicillium argentinense is the source of this 4107-nucleotide messenger RNA. RefSeq lists its product as uncharacterized. The transcript has 2 exons. The record is from RefSeq and is a predicted model, not a curated record. Gene Ontology annotation, molecular function: ATP hydrolysis activity; ATP binding; ABC-type peptide transporter activity. Gene Ontology annotation, biological process: transmembrane transport. The coding region runs from base 1 to 4107 and encodes 1368 amino acids. NCBI's taxonomy places the organism in Eukaryota, Fungi, Ascomycota, Eurotiomycetes, Eurotiales, Aspergillaceae. Gene Ontology annotation, cellular component: membrane; fungal-type vacuole.